This is a messenger RNA of Humulus lupulus (European hop), 828 nucleotides long. RefSeq lists its product as uncharacterized. The record is from RefSeq and is a predicted model, not a curated record. Gene Ontology annotation, molecular function: nucleic acid binding. Lineage: Eukaryota; Viridiplantae; Streptophyta; Magnoliopsida; Rosales; Cannabaceae. The coding region runs from base 1 to 828 and encodes 275 amino acids. The transcript is spliced from 5 exons.
AUGGUAUUUACUGAUGCUUCUGGUAGUAUUGGUUUAGGUGGAGUUCUCAUGCCAAAUGGCAAGGUUGUUGCCUAUCUUUCACGCCAAUAUAAGACACAUGAGAAGAACUACCCCACACAUGACUUGGAACUUGCAGCAAAUCGAAUCCAAAACGGUGAGCAAUUAGAUGGAUGGACAGUAAAUGCUGAAGAAUUCGUAUACCAUAAGGGAAGAAUAGUCGUUGCAAAUAUCCCUGAUCUUAGAGAGUCUGUUAUGAUUGAGGCCCAUAGGUCUAAGGUUAAAUCUGAGCACCAGAGACCUUCAAGGUUGCUUCAACCUGUACCUAUACCAGAAUGGAAGAAGGAUUGUAAGGUUUCUGAACUAGCUCGACUUUAUGUGGGUAAUAUACUUCGACUGCAUGGGCUGCUUUCCAGCAUUGUUUCUGAGAGAGAUCCUCAAUUUAUAUCAAGGUUUUUGAGAGCAUUGCAUGAAGCUUUAGGAACUGAAUUUAACUUGAGCACCGCUCACCACCCUCAGAAAGAUGGACAAUUUGAGAGGGCUAUCCGAACUAUGGAGGACAUGCUUUGUUCUUUUGAGUUUGAGGUUGGUGACUAUGUCUUCUUGAAAGUUGCUCCCAUGCUUGGUGUGACGAGAUUUGGAGUGAAGGGUAAGCUAGUCCUGAGGUAUAUUGGACCUUUCGAGGUUAUCGAGAGGGAUGGGGAGGUCGCUUAUCGAUUAAACUUACCAGCGCGGUUGGGGCAUGUUCAAAUUGUGUUCCAUUUGUCGAUGCUGAGGAAGUAUACUCCAGACCCAUCGCACAUCAUUGAGUAUGAGGCUAUCCCUCUUUAA